UUGAAAAUUGGGGACAGGCUGCUGAGCGUUGAUGGGAUCCCUCUGCACAGCAUGACCCACGCUGACGCCCUCAACAUCCUGCGGCAGUGCAGCCAGGAGGCACUCUUCCAGAUCGAGUAUGAUGUGACCAUCAUGGAUACUGUAGCAAAUGCUUCAGGUCCUUUACUAGUUGAAAUAGCGAAGGCUCCGGGGUCUACGCUAGGAAUCACACUGAUGACAACCACACACCGGAACAAGCAGGUCAUUGUCAUCGACAAGAUCAAGCCGGCCAGCGUGGUGGACAGAUGUGGCGCGUUGCAUGUUGGCGACCAUAUUCUCUCCAUUGAUGGCACGAGCACAGAGCACUGCUCCUUAUUAGAGGCAACUCAGCUUUUAGCUGCCACUUCAGAAAAUGUCAAGCUGGAGAUAUUACCUGUUCACCAAAGCAGGCUGCCUUUGAAGCCUCCAGAAACAGUCAAGGUGCAGAAGAGCGACCACCACCACUGCUGGGACCCCUGUGUCAACUACUGUCACACCCACCACCCCGGGCACUGCAAGACGCCCACGUGGAACCAGACAUCUGGACAAGAUUACUGCAAAUCUCUGGUGGCUGCCAACUUCUCGUCUCCCACCAUGAACGCACAGGGCUUCCCCUGCCAGAACUCGAACACCCUACCUCGCAGCUCCCACCCCAUGAGCCCCCGCACCACCAUGCUGAGGAGGAGGCAGAAGAAGAAGGAGCACAAGAGCUCAUUGUCACUGGCCUCCAGCACGGUGGGUCCUGGCGGGCAGAUAGUCCAUACGGAGACAACAGAGGUGGUGCUCAGGGGAGACCCUUUGAAUGGCUUCGGACUUCAGCUCCAGGGAGGCAUCUUUGCUACUGAAACCCUGUCUUCCCCACCUCUCGUCCGUUUUAUUGAGCCUGACAGCCCGGCAGAGAGGUUAGAGACCUUGCCCUUGGAUGCUGAUGGUGCUGCUGCUGAACAUUUCAUGGUUUGGUGUGGGCUGCUGCAAGUAGGAGACAGAGUUCUUUCUAUCAAUGGCAUUGCGACUGAGGAUGGGACUAUGGAGGAAGCUAAUCAGCUUUUGCGUGAUGCCGCGCUCACGAACAAAGUGGUGCUUGAGAUUGAAUUCGAUGUUGCAGAGUCUGUCAUACCCAGCAGCGGUACUUUCCACGUUAAAUUGCCCAAGAAAAGGGGUGUGGAGCUUGGAAUUACAAUCAGCUCUGCAAGCAGAAAGCCUGGGGAGCCUUUGAUCAUCUCUGACAUCAAGAAGGGGAGCGUAGCACAUAGAACUGGCACCUUGGAGCCGGGAGACAAGCUGUUAGCCAUUGAUAACAUCCGACUCGACAAUUGCUCAAUGGAGGAUGCUGUCCAGAUUUUAAGGCAGUGUGAAGACCUCGUCAAAUUGAAGAUUAGGAAGGAUGAAGAUAACUCUGAUGAGCAGGAGACAACCGGUGCUAUUAUCUACACAGUGGAACUGAAGCGAUAUGGUGGCCCCUUGGGAAUAACCAUCUCCGGGACAGAGGAGCCUUUUGAUCCUAUUGUCAUUUCGGGCUUGACUAAACGAGGGCUAGCAGAAAGAACUGGAGCCAUCCACAUCGGUGACCGGAUAUUAGCGAUUAAUAAUGUGAGCCUCAAGGGCAAACCGCUGAGCGAAGCCAUUCACCUGCUGCAGAUGGCGGGAGAGACGGUCACUCUGAAGAUCAAGAAGCAGAUGGAGAAAUCCUAUCCCAAGAAGUCGGGCAGUAUAAACGAAGUGAGCGACCCAGAAGAUGAACUGACGGACUCCCAGAAAACUAGCAAGCUGUCUGAGAUAUACUCCACCACAAUUCCUAGCGUGGACAGUGCUAUGGAGUCCUGGGAUGGCUCCGGCAUUGAUGCUGGGUACGGAAGCCAAGGUACGUACAUACCUCAGGCUGCGGGCAUAGCCCUCCAUCCGCACGAAUGGAGACACAGCAGGCAAAAGAGCAGCACCCCUCCGGGGGACCCCAGGAAAAACUACCCCUACAUGGAUGGAAGCUUCAGUGAAGACGACUGGGACAAGCCCAGCAGAUACCCCAACCGCCAAAAUGGCCUUGAGACCACUCACGAGGAUAGUUUUUGGCGUGUUUUUGGAGAAGCUUUGGAGGAUUUGGAAACAUGCGGCCAGUCUGAACUUUUGAGGGAGAUUGAGGCAUCCAUCAUGACGGGGAGUGUGCACAACCUGGGCCUGGAGGGCAGCAAGCUGCUCCUGGACUCUGUCAACCCAUCGGGACUGAGCCCGUUGAGGAAAGCAAACUCCAGCUGUGAUGAUGGACAGACCGAGGGUAGCAGCUCCCCUGCCAGGAAGAACGAGAAGAACCUGGACAUAAAGAAGAUCGAGAAGGAGAUGCAGGAAAUCAUGUCCCCUACCCCCCUCGAGUUUCACAAGAUGACUCUCCACAAAGACCCAGAGAGUGAAGACUUUGGAUUCAGUGUGUCGGACAGCCUGUUAGAAAAAGGUGUCUAUGUAAAUAUGGUCCGUCCGGAUGGGCCAGCAGAUCAGUGUGGCCUCAAGCCAUAUGACAGAGUGCUUCAGGUAAACCGCAUCCGAACGAGAGACUUUGACUGCUGUCUGGCUGUUCCCCUGAUUUCGGAGGCUGGAGAUAAGCUGGACCUGGUGAUCAGCCGAAACCCCUUGGCACUUGCUGCCAACGCUCCCCCGGAGGGGAACAGAGAGCUGCCGGCGCAGGUGGCCCGUGGCGCCGAGGUCAAGGCGAGCGUCCAGAUGCUCUGA
Molecule: messenger RNA, 2736 nt
Organism: Fulmarus glacialis (Northern fulmar)
Lineage: Eukaryota; Metazoa; Chordata; Aves; Procellariiformes; Procellariidae
Gene: GRIP2
Product: glutamate receptor interacting protein 2
Exons: 18
Biological process (GO): neurotransmitter receptor transport, endosome to postsynaptic membrane
Molecular function (GO): protein binding
Source: RefSeq, a predicted model, not a curated record